AUGUCCCUCCAGCGGACCGGCUCUGCGUGUAAGCUCCUCACUCAUCCCAGGGGCGAUACCACUGACGCACCCGCAGCCGUGCGAGAAGCACUGAACAUCCUGGGCAUCCGGUGUUUCCACGGAUUCGACCUGUGGCAUACGUCCCCCGAGCUCUACGGCCUGUGGCUGGAUGUCGUGCGUGCCAAGUUUCGCAGCGACAGUCACCCGCCCGAAUACACAGGAAAAGGCGUGCACUGCCAGCGUGAAAGCUGGGACCGACUGCUGGGCGAUUUUGGCGGCGCGUCCGACGCCCCAUGCAUUGCGUUUGCCGACGAGCUGCGUCUCGUGUACCCAGAAGCGAAAGUCAUUCUGGUCGAGCGCGAUCCUGAUACCUGGCUGGAGAGCUUCAUGGAGGUCAUCGGCAAUGAGCUCGGGGGCCCGACGCUCACAUUGAUGGCCUGGCUUGACCCGUGGCAGUUGGGUCCGCUCCUUAAGGUCGUCCGGAUAUCAAUGCAGGGGCUGUUUGGGGGCCUGUCCAAAGAGCAUUUCUGGGCGAACGCCGUCCGGGUGUACAGAGAGCACUACGCCCAUGUCAAGGAAAUCACGCCGCCGGAGCAAUUGUUGGAGUAUCGGCUCGGGAGUGGAUGGGAGCCCCUGUGUGAAUUCCUAGGCAAGCCCGUUCCCAACCAGCCAUUCCCGCGACUGAACGAGCGGGGGGCGAUCCGCAAAGGCACGAUGUGGUACCUGCGACGGCAUUUGAUGAAGUUGGCGGGAGCGUGUUGUGUGGGAGUGGGUGUGCCAAUGCUGGUCAGCUGGUGGAUCCGGCCGACUUCGCGAUAUCAUCACGGCGAACGUCAAACCACUCAGAUCCCAAUCGUGCCUCUCCGCAACCAUGGCCGGUCCCAGCAAGUGUAUGUCCACUACGCCCCCUUUGCGUGCUCUCUGUCGAGACUGACCCUCCCAGCCCUGGUCCUUGACCCGGCCCUGCAGAAAUACUACGAACUCAACGCCAACCGCUACAAGUACUUUCGGUGGACCCCGCGUCAUGCCUUCUUCUCCUUCAUCUACAUGGGCCUGAUCCCCGGCGUGCUCGGAUACAUUGCCUACAAGACGGAUGGGAAAUACGAGUUCCGCGGAAAGCGAAAGGAAGACACCAUCUCGGAGUACUAG
Messenger RNA from Aspergillus terreus NIH2624, 1149 nucleotides. RefSeq lists its product as uncharacterized. NCBI's taxonomy places the organism in Eukaryota, Fungi, Ascomycota, Eurotiomycetes, Eurotiales, Aspergillaceae. Gene Ontology annotation, cellular component: mitochondrion. The record is from RefSeq and is a predicted model, not a curated record. The transcript has 5 exons. The coding region runs from base 1 to 1149 and encodes 382 amino acids.